This is a messenger RNA of Pistacia vera, 732 nucleotides long. Its product is annotated as serine/threonine-protein phosphatase PP1-like. The record is from RefSeq and is a predicted model, not a curated record. The coding region runs from base 1 to 732 and encodes 243 amino acids. The transcript is spliced from 2 exons. Gene Ontology annotation, molecular function: UDP-glycosyltransferase activity; protein serine/threonine phosphatase activity. Gene Ontology annotation, cellular component: cytoplasm; nucleus. NCBI's taxonomy places the organism in Eukaryota, Viridiplantae, Streptophyta, Magnoliopsida, Sapindales, Anacardiaceae.
AUGGAUGUCCAAAGUGACAUCCAUGGUCAAUUUUCUGAUCUCUUAAGGGUUUUUGAGAAUGGUGGUUAUCUUCCAAUAGCUAACUACUUAUUUCUGGGCGAUUAUGUGGACCGUGGCGAGCAAGGAAUCGAGACAAUGUGUCUUCUUCUUGCCUACAAGAUAAAAUAUCCUGAAAAAAUUUUCCUCUUGAGAGGAAACCACGAAUGUGCAUCUACAAAUAUCAACUAUGGCUUUUACGAAGAGUGCAAGAAAAGAUUCAAUGUUAAGCUAUGGUACACAUUCAUAGAAUGUUUUAAUUGUCUACCAGUAGUAACCAUAGUCGGUGAAAAGAUUUUCUACGUGCACGGUGGCAUUUCUCCAAAGCUAAAAAAUUUGGAUCAAAUCAGAAAAAUACAACGCCCCGUUGAUGAACCCAGUGAAGGUAUUCAAGGUUGGGGAGAAAAUAGAACCAGGAAUAUUUCGGUUAUUUUCGGUGCUGACAAAGUUAUAGAGUUUCUGCAGAAGCAUGAUCUGGAUCUCAUCUGUCGCCCAGAUAAUUCAACUCAAUGGAUAUUAGCUCAUGAAUUGGUGGGAGCAUUCUUGACUCACUGUGGAUUUAGUUCAAUUACAGAGUCACUUUACUUUGGACAUCCAUUGGUUUUGCUACCUUUCUCCAUGGACCAAGGGUUGAUUGCUAGAGUGUUUGCCAAGAAGAAGGCGGGGAUAGAGAUAGCGAGAAGUGAGGAAGAUUGA